UCACUUAGGGCAUCUCUUCCCUCAAUCAGACGCCAUUGUUCCCGCUCCAUUCACGUGGCACAGUCAGACGCGUGGAUCAAACCCAACGUAAUAGUUCCACCAUUCUUGGCUCUUAAUUCCACCAUUCAAUUAGAAACCAACUUCUGCUGAAAAAAAUGGGUAUCAAAUUGAGAUGGCUUUUGUUAUUGUCUUGUCUUUACAUCUCGGUGGAAGCUCACGCCUAUGGCUACAGACCUCAACAGCAGCCGGUCCGGCCGCCUGUUCACGUUGUUAGGCGGCCUUCGACUUAUUCCUACGUUCGGCCGGCAGCAAGUGGCAUCUCGCCCCGGCAGCCGGCCGUCAGAUACGUAUCACCAUCAAUACUACCGGCCGUCAAAUAUGUACAGCCAGCGGCCGUUCCAAAAUACGCGGCCACCACCGUACCGCCUGUUGCCAUCAGCACGGCCUCGUACAAGUCAGGUGACUACGUGGCUGGAACGCUUGUUUCCAGCACGACAUCAGCCCCCUACACGGCCGAAGUUGUUUACUAUACAACAGAGCCCGUCUACUACACCAGCACUAGCGCCAAUAGCUACUACGCUCAAUUACCAGCCGAUUCUGGAACAACAGAGUCUCCUUACUACACCGGUUCACAGUACACUUACGUCGACGCAGGAACAUAUUUUGGAGAGGAUGUCGCUCAACAGUUCACCGAAUCGCCUGUCGAUGUUUACGCAUCAGCAGACUACGUUGCAGCCGUUCCAGGAGACUACGUCCCAGCUGGAGCAGGAGCCUAUGCUCCGGCUGUUCCAGCCGACUACGCCACUGCCGUCGAAGCCCAUUACAUGGACGCUGGAUACGAUGCGGGAACAGCCUACUACCCCUACACCGACCCGACGGAGUACUACGCUGCGGCUGCUGGCACUGAACACUAUGCCCAGGACUCUGGCUACUACACCGAAAGCGUUCCAGUCUACGACGGCCAGCAGCAGUAUGUUGCUGGAAGCUAUGUCUACGUCACGGACGUCCCUGUCUAUAGCAACGAGUACGCGACGGCCGCUGCUGUCAAUUACUACGCCAACUUGGCAGCAGGAACAGCCACGUUCAGUCCGUUCAGUGCGGCUAACGUUCAGUACGUUGCUUAAACGAUUUGUGCGUCUAGCUCUAUUGGUGAUAUCUGUUUUCGAGAAACCAUUUCUUUCGCUGUUAAAGCAUCCCAAAUUGGUUGGCUUUUUCCAGCUCGGCACAAGAGUUUUAACUACCAAAUGAUAAAACAUGAUGUUAUUAAAUGUUUGUUUGAAUGUUGGUGUGAAUUUUAUAUUCGUUGUAAUCAAUUUUGUUAGUGCCGUGUUGUGAUUUUGAUCGAAUUCCAAAUAAAAUUGAAUUUAUGAAAUCA
Daphnia magna is the source of this 1375-nucleotide messenger RNA. RefSeq names its product zinc finger RNA-binding protein-like. Bases 156 to 1124 code for a protein of 322 amino acids. Lineage: Eukaryota; Metazoa; Arthropoda; Branchiopoda; Diplostraca; Daphniidae. The transcript is spliced from 2 exons. The record is from RefSeq and is a predicted model, not a curated record.